AUAGAUACACACUCGCUGUUAUUCAUGCUUUCAUAAUGGUCCUAUUACUUGCGUUUCUGAUCCCGUUUUUGGGAAAAGAAGGCACGAUUUGGCUAGUUCUAGUUUUAUCCAUAGUCGCGUACUUUUCGUACAAUGUAAGGAAAAAACAAUCAUACUGGAAGAAAAAAGGGAUUAAACACGCGAAACCGAAAUUUCUGCUUGGUAACAUAGAAAUCAUCCGGUCGAAACCAUUCUCUGAGAAGAUUCUAGAAAUAUACAACGACUUCCCGGACGAAAGGUACUACGGAGCUUACCAAUUCACCGAACCCGUUCUGGUGGUCAAAGACCCAGACCUAAUCAAGCAAAUCACAGUAAAACAAUUCGACCAUUUCGUCAAUCAUCGCGUUUUGGCUAGCCCCGAAGCAGAUCCAUUCUUCAGCAAAAACCUGAUCUCAAGCCGGGACGAAAGAUGGCGCGAUUUGAGGGCCACGUUAAGUCCGUCUUUCACCAGCAGCAAAAUGCGAUUCAUGUACACGUUGAUCGAUGAGUGUGCACAACAAUUCAUUGACCAUUUCCGGAAAGAAGAAGGCGAAAUAAUAGAACUAGAAAUGAAAGACACCUUGACCAGAUACACCAACGACGUCAUCGCAACUACCGCUUUUGGUCUUCAGUGCAAUUCACUGAAAGACAGAAACAACGACUUCUAUCUCAUGGGAAAGGACGGUUCCAAUUUUGGGGGGUUGAGGUCCUUUAAAUUCUUUAUGUAUGGAAGUAGUCCUACUCUAUUCAAGCUGCUGAAGAUAAAACUCGUUCCCACGUACAUCGUCAACUUCUUUUCGAAGAUUAUAGAAGAUACGGUGACCACGAGAAAAGAGAAAAAAAUUGUUCGCCCGGAUAUGAUUCACCUACUACUAGAAGCGCAAAAGCGGCGUCAUGAAGAUACCAAGACCAACGAAGAUUUUUCCGAGCUCGAAGAGAGCAAAAACCGUCAAAAACAAGAAAUCACUCUUGAAGAUAUCUGUUCACAAGCCUUCGUUUUCUUCCUUGCGGGUUUUGAAUCAGUCGCCACGUUUCUAACUUUUGCAUUUUACGAACUGGCUGUGAAUCCAGACAUUCAAAAACGUCUUCGUGACGAAGUACAAAUAGUUGACGGAAAAAUCACCUACGAAGCUCUUCUUGGUUUAAAAUACAUGGACAUGGUUGUUUCCGAGGUUCUAAGAAAGUGGCCACCGGCGAUUUUAACCGACCGAGAAAUAAAUAAAAAGUUUACAAUCCAACCGAAAAAACCAGACGAAAAAACCCUUGUCCUAGAAGAAGGUAUGAACUGCUGGAUUCCCAUAUUUGCGAUUCAUAGGGACGAAAAGUUUUAUCCUGAUCCUGAGAAAUUUGAUCCCGAGAGAUUCAACGAGGAGAAUAAAGCCACAAUUAACCCGUCCGUGUAUUUACCGUUUGGUGCAGGACCCAGGAAUUGUAUAGGUUCCAGAUUUGCUCUGUUGGAAGGAAAGUUGCUUCUUUAUUACGUAUUGAAGAAUUUUGAGGUGGUUACGACUGGAAAGACGAAGAUUCCGGUGGUUUUAGAUAAGAAAAUGGUUAAUCCAGCGGCUGAAGGAGGAAUGUGGUUGGGUUUCAAAAAGUUACCGUUUGGAACAUCAUCGCACAUAAUUGUGAUUACUGUUGUCAUGGUUCUAUUCAUUGCGUUUUUGCUCCCAUUUUUGGGAAAAGAAGGGAUGGUAUGGCUUCUUCUAGCUGUGUCGAUAGUCGCAUACGUGUUAUACCAUAUAAAGAAAAAACAAUCGUACUGGAAAAGAAAAGGAGUCCAGUAUGUGAAACCUAAGAUCCUGAUCGGAAAUAUACCAAUCAUCCGUUCGAAAUCGUUCGCCGAGACGACUCAAGAUAUAUACAAGAAGUUUCCGGACGACAGAUACCAUGGAAUGUACCAAUUCACCGUGCCAACUCUCAUGCUUAAAGACCCCGACCUGAUCAAACAAAUCACAGUUAAAGAAUUCGACCAUUUUGUCAACCAUCGCAAUUUUGUCAGCACCGACACAGACCCAUUCUGGAACAAAAAUCUGUUCGCAAGCAGAGACGAAAGAUGGCGUGAUUUAAGAACCACUCUGAGCCCUUCUUUCACCAGUAGCAAAAUGCGAAUCAUGUAUACGUUAAUCGAUGAGUGUGCACAACAAUUCGUUGACCACUUCAAAAAAGAAAAAGACGUAACAGUGGAACUAGAAAUGAAAGACACCUUGAGAAGAUACACGAAUGACGUCAUCGCAACUGCCGCUUUUGGUCUUCGGUGCAACUCGCUUAAAGAACGAAAUAACGAUUUCUAUCGCAUGGGAAAAGUAGGUUCUGACUUUGGGUUUUGGCGAAGUCUUAAGUUGUUCGUCUAUGGAGUUAGUCCCGCUUUGUGCAAGCUUUUGAACCUAAAAGUCAUUCCUGGAAACAUCGCCAAGUAUUUUUCUAAGAUUAUAGAAGACACAGUGAAGACCAGAAGAGAGAAACAAAUCGUCCGACCAGACAUGAUACAUCUACUUCUGGAAGCUCAAAAAGGUCGUCAUCACCAGGACGAAGACACCAAAGUCAGUGAAGGUUUCUCCAGCGUGCCUGAGUUCGAAGUGACAAAAAACCCUCAAAAACAAGAAAUCACUCUUGAAGAUAUCUGUUCACAAGCCUUCAUUUUCUUCCUUGCAGGGUUCGAAACAGUCUCAACUUUUCUAACUUUCGCGUUCUACGAAUUGACCGUAAAUCCGGAGAUACAAAGUCGUCUACGCGAAGAACUACAAACAGUGGAAGGAAAAAUCACCUACGAAACUCUCCUCGGGUUGAAAUACCUCGACAUGGUCGUCUCCGAAGUUCUAAGGAAGUGGCCACCGGCAAUUUUAACCGAUCGAGAAGUAAAUAAACAAAUCACAAUCCAACCCAAAAAACCCGGCGAACGACCGCUCGUUUUAGAGGAGGGUGUCGCCUGUAUGCUCCCCAUUUUUGCGAUUCACAGGGAUGAGAAGUUUUAUCCUGAUCCUGAGCAAUUCGAUCCCGAGAGAUUCAGCGAUGAGAACAAACACAAAAUUAAUCCUUCGGCGUAUUUACCUUUUGGUACGGGACCCAGAAACUGUAUUGGUUCUAGGUUCGCUCUCCUGGAAAGCAAACUGCUUAUCUAUCACGUCCUGAGGAACUUCGAGUUGGUUCAAGUGGAGAAGACACCAAACCCGGUUAUUCUGGAUAAAUAUCAGUUCAACAUCACGGCGGAGGGCGGGAUGUGGCUGGGAUUAAAAAAAAUUGACUCUUAAAUUGGCUUACAUUAAAAACAAUAAAGUUUCCAAAUGA
This is a messenger RNA of Zophobas morio, 3303 nucleotides long. RefSeq lists its product as uncharacterized. The coding region runs from base 36 to 3266 and encodes 1076 amino acids. The transcript has 6 exons. Gene Ontology annotation, molecular function: heme binding; monooxygenase activity; iron ion binding. The record is from RefSeq and is a predicted model, not a curated record. NCBI's taxonomy places the organism in Eukaryota, Metazoa, Arthropoda, Insecta, Coleoptera, Tenebrionidae.